Molecule: messenger RNA, 2010 nt
Organism: Acinonyx jubatus (cheetah)
Lineage: Eukaryota; Metazoa; Chordata; Mammalia; Carnivora; Felidae
Gene: SLFNL1
Product: schlafen like 1
Exons: 4
Coding region: 487-2010 (507 amino acids)
Source: RefSeq, a predicted model, not a curated record
GCUCUGCCCCUCCUCACUUCUGCUCUCUGGACCCAAAUCAGAGGAUUCGGUCUUAGACCAGGAGUUCUUAAGAAGGGCCGUGAGCCUCCUCAAACUGGAAGGCCGUUUUUCUGGGGAGGGGCCAAAGCUUUCAUCAGUGUCCCCUGCUCUAAAAACCCUCUGGCCCAGCCCUGUUUCAGAGCCUCUGCUGGGCUCACACCAGGCUCAGACGGGGCAAGAAGCUUCGGUGUGGCUGCUGCUGGUCCUCCAAGCCCCGGGUUAAAGCUUCCUCUCCAGAGUCCCCUUGAAAAGGUUUCCCUGGGGCCUGGAGGCAGCAGGGACUCCUGGGGGGGCAGGAAACCCUGGGAGGCCUCCAGCCUAUGGACUGGAGAGGAAAGACAGGACGUCUGGGGCCCAUGAAGGGUUGUGGUGGGGCCCUCAAAGACCUGAGUUCUGGUCCCCUCGGCCCCUCUUUGGGCAUAUCCCCUCGGUCUUCCCUCCUGUAGAAUGGAGGGGCAGGCCCACAUGCUCUGCUGUCUGCCUCAGCCCUGGUUGACUCCCUUCUUUCCUGUCCUAGGCCUUGGGCUUGGGUGGGUGGCAGGCCCCUUCCGGCUGGCCCUCUGCCCUCCCUCCCUCCCUCUGGCUCUGCCCAGCCCCUGCCAAUCUGUGAACCUCCCAGGAGCCUCUGCACCCCCUGAGUCCCCUGGGAGGCCCUGGGAAGAACAGCCAGCAGUAAGGAAUCCCGGAAGCCCUUCUGAGGGAGACCCCUCCAGGGAUCCCCCCCCCCCCCCCCCCAGGAAGAGAUCACCGCAAACACAGGUGCAGCAGCCCCUCAUGGAGCUCCCGGGCACGCCGCCCCUGCAAGAGGUCCCCAGGGAAGAGUCCCUGCCUGAGGACUCAGGCCUGCAGGUGACGCCCAGCACGCACAUUCUCUACGUGGGCCACCUGAACCCCCAGUUCUCAGUGCCUGUGCUCACCUGCCUGCUGCGAGACGCCCUGGAACGGCUGGGGCUGCCGGUGGCACGGGAGCACAUCGAGGUGGUGAGGCGACCACGGAAGGCCUACGCACUGGUGCAGGUGACCACCCACAGGGACAGCCUGGCCUCCCUCCCCUGGCGCCUGCAGACGGCCGUGGAGGAGCACCAGAUCCUCAAGGAGCUGGUGGCCCGCGGGAAGGAGCUGGUGUUGGGUGACGGCCGAGGGCCCUCGCGCGGCAGAGAGGUAAAAGGGGCGCUUCUGGAGCCACCAAGCCUGCAAGCCCCAGAGCCUCACCCGGGGGCGGGGAGAAGCCUGGGCAGGGGUGGAGGUGCCAGCCGGAGCCCGAGCCCCAGCCCUGCCAACAGCCCCCCGGCACGGGCCCCGCAGAGGUCCCAGGACCGGCCCAGCGGCGCACGCUCCGACAGCGCCAUCGUGCACCAGGAGGUCCCGGGCCAGGAGCGCCUCUUCCAGGGCGCCUUCCUGGGCAGCGAGACACGCAGCGUGGAGUUCAAGCGCGGCGGCGGCGAGUACCUGAGCCUGGCCUUCAAGCACCACCUGCGGCGCUACGCGUGCGCCUUCCUCAACGGCGAGGGCGGCAGCCUGUUCGUGGGCGUCGAGGACAGCGGCCUGGUGCGGGGCGUCCCCUGCAGCCACCGCGACGAGGACCGUGUGCGCCUGCUGGUGGACUCCAUCCUGCAGGGUUUCCAGCCCCAGGUCUUCCCCGACGCCUACACACUCUCUUUCAUCCCCGUGGUCAGCACCAUCGCCUCCCCCACCCCCCUCAAGGUGAUCCGCCUGAGGGUGCGCGCCCCCAGGGCCCAGGCCGAGCCGCAGCUCUAUGAGACUGACCAGGGGGAGGUGUUCUUGCGGCGGGACGGGAGCAUCCAGGGCCCGCUGUCUGUCCACGCCAUCCAGGAGUGGUACAAGCAGAAGUGGGUGGUGGAGUUGCGCACGCUGCAGGAGAGGGUGAAGGUGCUGACGGCGGAGAAGGAGCAGCUCCGGCAGCAGCUGAAGCAGCAAGGACCCGGCUCCCGCACCUGCUGCGUCCUGUGA